Pseudomyrmex gracilis is the source of this 2460-nucleotide messenger RNA. RefSeq lists its product as uncharacterized. Bases 621 to 1769 code for a protein of 382 amino acids. The transcript is spliced from 3 exons. The record is from RefSeq and is a predicted model, not a curated record. NCBI's taxonomy places the organism in Eukaryota, Metazoa, Arthropoda, Insecta, Hymenoptera, Formicidae.
AUAACUUUAUUAUUUCAUUUGCAUCGUAAAACGCGGAGGGAAUUUUAAUUUAUUGAUCUCUACAGCAUGUUUUAAUUAAGCGAAUUAUUCCAGUGUCUGGAGAUAAUUGCUUUAUCACGAUUCGAUUACAACUGAAGAGAUCAAAUUUUAAAAAUUUAUUUUACGUGUUGCGCGAAAUUGAUCUUCACAGAAAACUGGGAAAAUUGAAACGUGAAUUUGUUGAAAUAUAAAUAAUUCUUAUCGAAGGAUUUUGAUCAAGAAUCUUGAUCUUUUGCAAGACGUAAUUACGUGUACGUUUAUAUAUAUAUGCAAGCAAAGAAAAAGCAAAGGGUUAGAGAGAGGAGAAAUAGACAACCCACCCUUUUUGGGCACGGCCCUGGGAGAGUAUUGUCCCCUCUACCUACAAUAACACGAACUAAAUGUUCGCCAUAUCGUUGGUAGUGUUGACUGAUGAAUACGGCACGAUUUAUCGUGUCGAACGUCAAGAACGGUUUGUGGAAGUGUUGUCUUGUCGACGUGACACCGGCUAAAUCACGCGACAGUACGUCCGGAACGCGGAAUUUGCGAUACUCAAUCACACAACAGAUAGUACAAACGCUUUAGAUGAAUUGGAGAUCAAUAUGGAGCCAAUAUCAGAAGAUAUUAUUAAGGGAGAAAUAGAUAAAAUAGAUAUAACACUUGAGUCUGACACACAAGAUAUUGCUGAUAAAAGUAAAACAAAACCGUUGGAAAUAAAUGAAGUGAAGGAGAAGAAACUAGGAAAAUCUCUAUGUUCAACCGGUAAACCAAAGAAAUCUAUUGUCAAAGAUAAAGGAAAAAAGACAGAAAAUGAUCAAUCCAGUCCAGCUGGUCGAUCCAGUUACGAUUCCACACAAUUGGAGGACAGUCCAGCGCAGGUGUUAGAACGUUUCAAGAGAGGGUGCGAGUGCGCUGACGAUCAAUGUUUCAAGAAUCUGAAUCCGGAGAUCGUAUAUCGGCACAGAUUGAAUAUUGCAGAACUGACUAAAGCCGAGCACGACAUGUAUUUAAUGGGUGUAACAAUGGCCUGUUUGACGGAUCCCUAUCAAACGGCCCGACAUACGGAACGGCGCAGAUUACGCGCUCAAUAUGUUUAUCAGGGCCGAAGAGUGUGCCUGGAGGCGUUUUUGUAUCUCGAGAAUUGCACGCACUAUCAAAUCAAACGGAUCCGAAAGCACUUAAUGACACACGGUGUGACGCCGCGCGUACACGGCAAUCAAGGCAAAAUCCCGCACAACACGUUCUCUCUGGACAUAUACAAGAUCGCCAUACAGUUUUUGAAAAACUUCGUCGACCAGCAGGAGGUCAGGCAGAAAACUAAACUUGUCAAGAAUGCGCCACUUCAUUUGUCACCGGAUAUAACGCGGAAAACCGUGCACGAACUGUACGUUCAGUAUUGCAAAGAAGUCUCGCCCAAUGUCAAGAGCAUGGGUUACUCGACGUUUCGACGAUUCAUGAAGGUGCAGUUUCCCCAAGUAAAGUUCGCCAAGCUAGAAUUUGUGGUAAGAAAUCAGACCGCGCAGAGUCACUGUCAGACAGAUUCUGCCGACUCAAGAGACGACACGGGUCAACAGAAAUCAUCUCAGGUAGAAGGCACGAUAUUGCCGUUGGUGAUAACUAACAAUUUAAGACAGAACGAGACCUACGUAUUAACACCUAUCAGUAAAUUACAGGAUGGCGUGAGUUAUCACGUCACUACUUGCGGAUUGGUAGUCAACAAUCCUAGUGUUACGAAAACAAACGCGAUAUAAACCAGAAGAUUGCAUGUGCAAACAUGAAUUUAUAUAUGAAUGUGAUAUCUAUACUAAGGUUCUAAUUUCGAGCCUAAACUGAAGAUGUUUUAACCAUCACGCAAUAUAUAGAUAUUUGACGGAACAAAAACUACUUCAUAACUAUAUAUGCUCAUAAGAAAAGCAUAGAAUCUUUUAAAACAAAAGAAAAAAAUUUAUAAAAUUUAUUAGAUUGUAUGUAUUGAAUUAUUGUAUUACAGAUAAUUCUAUUGCGUUAUUUCUAUCUUUUUUCUGUUUCACUCAGAACUGAUAAUAGAAUUUUGUUGUAUUAAAAGUCACAGUAUUUCUGUAUUAAUAAACAACAAUUUAAUUAUUUAGGCAAAUAAUUUUUAAAUUUUACUUUAUGUAAAGAGAUGAAAAAUGUACAAUGUUAUAUACAAGUCUUUUAUACACAUUCUUUACAGGACACCCUAUGUCCGUAUAUACAUAUGUAUAUAUAUAACAUUGUAUAUAUAACAGUAUAUAAAGAAAAUAACUUAUAUAAAGUACAAAUAAAAAUAUGAUAUAUUAUUACUGUCAUUUUGUUUGUUAAAAGAUACCAAAAUGCUUGUUACCUGAAAAUCACAUCUUAAUAAUAAUGACAAAACGUAUUAAAACGUAUUUUGAAAGUCUGCAUUUGUGCAUGAAAGUAGAGAACAUUGAAAAGAUUUUU